Lagopus muta (rock ptarmigan) is the source of this 2766-nucleotide messenger RNA. RefSeq names its product DEP domain containing 1B (gene DEPDC1B). The record is from RefSeq and is a predicted model, not a curated record. Gene Ontology annotation, biological process: intracellular signal transduction; positive regulation of Wnt signaling pathway. The transcript is spliced from 11 exons. Bases 54 to 1643 code for a protein of 529 amino acids. Lineage: Eukaryota; Metazoa; Chordata; Aves; Galliformes; Phasianidae.
GCAGCGCGUGCGGCUGCUGGUUUCCGUGGAGACGGGGAGGCCCGGCCGCGUCCAUGGAACCGGGGCUCGUCGGGCCCGGGCCGUACCGCGCCACCCGGCUGUGGAAUGAGAUAAUCGAACUCUUCCGUGCUGGAAUGCCUCUAAGGAAGCAUCGAUGCCGCUUCAAAAGCUACGAGCGUUGCUUCAAAGCCUCGGAGGCAGUGGACUGUUUGCAUGAACUACUUGGCUCUAACCAAAACUUUGGCCCAGAGGUGACGCGCAGUCAAACGGUUAAGCUGCUUAAAAAAUUCCUGAAAAAUCAUGUUAUUGAAGAUAUUAAAGGAAGAUGGGGCAAAGAGGACUUUCAAGAUGAUGGCCAUUUGUAUAGAUUUCCUCCUUCCUCACCACUGAAGCCAUAUCCAAAGAAACCUUCAUUUGGAAAGGAAGUCAUUAAAUUUCCAGAUUGGAAUGAUCCAAAGGCUGGCACUUCCCAAGAACACAUUCCUGUGAAAUCAAUCAUGACGAAUUCUGAAAUGUGGUACAAGCGUCACAGUAUAGCUAUAGGGGAAGUACCAGCGUGCAAGCUUGUUUUCCGCAGGGAGUUAACACAAGAAAACAUAGAAGAGAUAUGGAAAUCAAUGACUUUGUCACGACUACAAAAAGUCUUGGGUUUGGAUUGCCUGGAUGAAGUGAUAGAUACAAAGCUUGUGAAUUCAAAGCAUAUUGUCCAAAAUGCAUACAAUGUCAAUAAGCAAGGCAUUGUCACUUUAGAAGACAAAUCAAAGGACCUACCUCACUGGAUAUUGUCAGCAAUGAAAUGCCUAGCAAAUUGGCCCAUCUGCUCAGAUUUGAAGCAACCUACAUAUUCAGGAUUUGAAAGAGAUGUCUUCAAAACAAUAGUGGACUACUUUGGCCAGAUGAAAGAACCACUUCUUACAUUUAAUUUUUUUGAUGUUUUUGUUAGUGUGUUAGGUCUGCUGCAAAAACACAGCGAGGCUAUAGAAGCUCUUCAAAUAUCUUGUCUCCUGCUGCCACCAGAAAAUCGGAGAAAACUGCAGCUGUUGGUGAGAAUGAUGGCAAGAAUUAGCUUUAACAAGGAUUUGCCACCUCUUUCUGAAUCAGUGAGGACCAGAGUCUUGAUGGUUCAAGCAUUUUCCCGUUGUAUUCUCUGCUCUAAGGAUGAAAUGGACUUGGAUGAACUGCUUGCUGCUAAGCUAGUAUCUUUUCUCAUGGACAAUUAUCAGGAGAUAUUAAGUGUUCCAUCCUCCUUAAAAUCUUCUAUAGAGGAACAUGUUGUACAUGUCCAAAGAGUUCAAAUAAAAUAUGCUGGAGCUGACACUGAUGCGACUUUUCCUGCUCCAUCAUUUUGCCAUCAAAUCAGCACAGAUGAAUUUGAAUACCAAAGGGCAACUGGCUCUCAGGAACCGCUGGCAGCUUUAUUAGAAGAAAUUGCAACGAAUAAAGAAAUAUCUGUGAAAGACAAGAAGAAGAAACUCAAACAAUUUCAGAAAUCUUACCCCGAAGUGUAUAGAGUACGAUUUCCUACCCCUGAAACUGAAGCAGUGCUGUUUCCAGAAAAAUCGAAACAGAAGCCACCACUUCUGAUGUGGGCUUUAAGAAAGCCUUUUCAACCAUUUCAGAGAACCAGAAGCUUUCGGAUGUAAAGAGUUUGUAUGUAAUACAUCAGCAAACUGAGUCAAAGCAAAUUUUCCAUGGAUCUUACACAAAAGGAGCAUGUAAUUUGCUCAGAAAAAAUACUGGAGUCUGUAGAGAACAUCAGUAGAGAAGUGUUGAGGACACAGAAAUGUGAACCAAUGUCAGUAUUUUUUAAAUCAUGAUUUUUUUUUUUUUAAUGUUUGUUUUGUAGUUCUUAAAAACAAGAUGAUUAACUUGCAUUGGGGAUAAGGCACACUUGCUGUAGUUUGAUCAUUUCAAGGUCAAAACUUGUGUGCAAUGUAUUGUUAGUUAAUCAAGAGCAUUUUUUUGUUGUAUAAACUAGGCCGUUUGUUCAUGUGUAGCUUGAGAAAUUCCUAAUCUGUAAGUACACGAAUAAGUAUGUAACACUGGAUUUUGUUUUUCUGUUGUGUGACCUGUUGUUCUUAUAUAAAAUUUAUUUCAUAAAACUGUAAAAACUCAUUAAUUUUGAUUCUUAUGAUGCAUUACAUAUAGAGUCAACUGUUGUUGAAGAGCCAUUUCUUUUUUUAGUAUAGACUUAAAAGCCUUUUCCAAAAGCUGUUAUGAAAUAGUGCUGUACAAAUUUGGAUGGCUGUCCUCUAGAACUCAUUUUGUCAGUAAAAUUUGAAUCUUUGCAUUUCUUCUGGAAAUGCAAAUAUUUACUUGAUUUUGGAGUAUUGAGUACCCUUAAUGAUCUUGUUUGUUUUCCAUUAUGAAAACUAUUGUACAUGUAACUUGACUGGGAGUAUGACUUGAUUCUGGCAACAAUUUGCAGACAUCUACUGGUAUGAUACUGGUGGUACUUUUAGGUUAUGCAUCAGAGUUUUAAAGAACAGUUUUUUGUAUGUCACUGAAUGUCGAAGUCUAUGCAGAGAGGGAAGGCAGCAGGUAUCUCAACCAGUUUGUCUGAAAUUCUAAUAAUGUGCUGACUAAUGUGCAGCGUUCACUUUGCUAACCAGCUAGCAUGUCAAUAAGCUUGCAGAUGUAAGGCUGUUGGUUUAAUAGACUGGAAUGUUUCUCGGGUAUUGUGCUCUUUAUGAACAGUACAUGUUUUCAUGGUCUGUCUUCACCCUUGCGCUUCUUAACAGUAAUCAUUGCUUAAAUAAAUGUGGU